AUGGCAGGACUUAUCAAAAAUCAACUUGUCAAACAUUUAUCAAAGUGAGUUUUUUAUCAAAUAAUUUAUUGAUAAAUAAAUAAAAUAACCAUUAAAUAUGUACAUAUAAAAAGGAAAAUCGAUUUCAGAUUUACUCGUAAUUUGAAACCGGAACAAAUCUCAUUAGAUGUAUUGAGAGGCAAUAGUAAAUUACAAUUUAUUGAGAUCAAUGAAGAAGUAUUGACUGAUAUUUUGGAAUUACCAACAUGGUUGAGGAUUAAACGAGCAUAUUGUACAGGAGUUACAGUAAAUGUCCCGUGGACACGUUUGAAAUCUUCACCAAUACAGAUUGUGAGUUUAUAUCUGUCUUGAAACAUAUAUUUGAAAACCAAAAAUGCUUUCUUCAGUUUAUCGAUGAGAUUAAUGUAGAUGUAGAAUUAUCAAGUGGACCGCCAGCAAAACGAGGAGAAAAUCCGUUUGGGUAUGUUUUUCUCAAAUACAUUUCUCGGAUAAUCCUUGUUUAUUUUUAGAAAUCUUGGCGAUAGCAAUUCAUAUGGUUUCAUCGAAAAAAAUUGUUGAAAAUAUGUCUUUGUAUAUAAACACAGUGGAGAUCAAUUUUGAUUCGGAUGCUUUUGGUGGAUCUUUUAUGCUUCAAAGAUUAUCAGUAGAAAGUAGAAGUCCAGGAUGGGCACCAGUUCAAGAUUUGAAACAUGCAAGAAUUAAUUGUUCAGUGACAAAUCGCACUUUGAUGUACAAACAGGUAUUAUUUAUUUAUUUUUUGAAACCUUAUUUUUUUUUGAAAUACAAAUAUUUGAAAAAUUAAAAAUUCAGUUGUCAUGGCAUUUGUUGCGAAUCGAAGCAUCUGCAAAAUCAUCAAAAGAUGAAAAACGAUCCAAAAUCAAUGCACCACUUCGUCUUAUAACUUCUGGUGGAAAAAUUCGAAUCGCACUCAAAAAAAGUAGCGUUGAUGGAAAAGUGAUUCACGCUAGAAUUCAGACAAUUUUGGAAGAUAUUUUAUGGGUUGCCACUUUGCCACAACUUCGCUCUGCAAUUUCUUUCGCUUCAUAUAUUAUGAGUCUUGUUCAAGAGUCACAAAAAGAAAUGAUCAUUGUAAGUUUUUUAAUUAAUUAAUUUUCGAAAAUUGAAUUAGAAAAUUGAAGAAAGAAUAUGAGUUUAAAAAAACUCUUAAUUAAAUUUCUAAAAAAAAAUUAUAACAGAUGUGUUUCCAGGUUCCAACACCCUCAGGAUUUUCAAAUCGAUCUCAAGUGAAUAAUACACCAGGUGUAGAUGCAUCCAACUCUACUUUCAAAGCAUUCCAUUUCGAUCAAACUUCCUAUCAUCUUCACGUCAAAAAAAUUGAUCUUCAUCUUUGUGACGAUGCAAAUGCUUCAAGUUGUAUGUUUUUUGAACUUUUGAACAUUUAUUUUCAGAAAGAAAAAUAAUUGGUAUAUUGCAGGCUAUCCUCCUAAUUGGAAUAUUGAAAGUGGAGCAAUGCAAGUGACGUUAUUCCAAGUUUUAAUUGAUGCAUAUCCAAAAGCUCUUGCUAGUUCUGACCGAUCAACAUGGAUGAGAUAUUCAACACCGAAUGCGUUUACAAAUUGGAUGCAUUCAAGAUUAUCUGAACAAUAUAAUGAAAUUAUGAAAGAGACAAAAGGUUUUAAUAUAGAAUGUUGGGAUGGAGAAUGAAACAAAAAAUUCAUUUCAGAUUCCACGCUUCGAACAAGAUUGGAAAGAUGUUGGCCCCAAAUGAUGGGAUUCCAUGUGAUUGUAAGAAUGUUCGAUUUAACGAUCCAGUGUGUAUCUGAUAUGAACACCAAAAAAGAUGCUCUCAAAAAUUUAUUUGUUAGUGAAAGACAUUUGCGAUCUCUUCCCAGUGAUCAACACAUUGUACAUUUCGAGUUUGCAAAUUAUUUCCAUCCAAUGACUGACACACUACCUGUUCCUAAACCUGCCGCUUAUCUACAACUUGGACCAUUUUCUCUAACUUUUGAUGAGCGAACUUUGAGAUGGUGUCUAUAUGUUGCACAUAAUCUUCAAUCUGCAAUUGAAGAUGGAAAAUUGAAAGUUCCAGUUGAUGCAAAUGUCCAAGCUCCAGACCUCCGUUUUGAUCUACUAAUGCCAAAGGUGAGUUUUCGUUAUAUUUGAAAAAUUAUCUUAAUCACCAAUAUUUACUUUCAGAUAAUCAUUCCACUUCCAAAUCCAGUAUCCGAUGCUCGCUUACCUCAUCGCCUUGUUGCUUCAAUGUCUUUAUUAUCUGUAUCUUCCUGUUCAUUCGAAUUCAAUCAAAAAGCCCAUUUCCGAAACUUGCCACAUCUUUGUAAUAAUGUCAAAGUUCAACAUGGAAAUGAGAAAUUCAUACAACAUUUGAAUAAUUUGAAUAAUGCAACCGUGCCGCCAAGUUCAGAGAUAUUGUUUUUGAGAACAUCGCCUGUUUGGAUCGAUACUGAUCAUGGAAAUAAUACGAAGGGCCUCCCAUUGAUUUAUGAUGUGAGUUUUUUUCUAGAAGUAUUCUGAUGAAUAUGUAGAUUGUAGUACCAGUGAAAUAUUGUUUAAAAAAGUAUACUGAACUCUGUUUAAUUCCGAAGUUGUUUAAUCUGAAGAAUAAGUUGCACCCAAUAAGAAAAAUAUGAGCUUUUUUUCAGAUUCCCCUAGUUGGAGGUGCCAUUCUCAAUGCAGACUUCAUCUCAGCAUUCAUCGAGCCAAGUGAAGAAGUCACAGUUAUGAUUGAUCAUUUCCAAUUCCUCCAACUCACCAGACUAUCUGCAAAACUAUCCAGUUUCUUUGAUCUACUUGCAGCCGAUCAAAAGCAUUUUACUGGCGGAAAACCACCAUCCGCACCAACUGUUUCAUUUUUAGCAGUUUUGGAUAAAAUUCGCGCUCAUAUUCUAUUAACAAUGGGACCAAUGCCUUCGCCAUAUGAUGCUUGUCCAGCAGUGACUGAUAUCAAUAAUAGUUUUAUGGAUCGAUUAUCAGGUAUGUUUAUUAUUCCAUUUAUUAUCAUUAUUAUUAUUAUUAAUUGGUACAGUAGAACCUUGA
This is a messenger RNA of Caenorhabditis angaria, 3015 nucleotides long. The record is from the annotation of a GenBank genome assembly. Lineage: Eukaryota; Metazoa; Nematoda; Chromadorea; Rhabditida; Rhabditidae.